GAGAAGGUUUUGCCAGGAUCUCAGGGUGGGUUUCUCUCUCCCUGCAGGUGAGGCUGGUGCCAGCAUCAUCCGAGUGUCAAAGGAGGCCCGGAAGAGGUUCUUGGGCCCCCUCCACCCAUCUUUCAACUUGGUGAAGAUCAUUCGGAUCUGCCUGUCCAAGACGGUGCCCGAGAACGGGCACGAGGUGGCAGCAGGACGUCUGGGCAUCUCCCUGACACGGGUCUCAGAUGGGGAGAACGUCAUCCUGUCAGACUUCAACUCCAAGGAGGAGCUGAUCCAGGCUUGUGUCUGCAGCACCUUCAUCCCUGUCUACUGUGGGCUGAUACCUCCAACCUUGCGUGGAGUGAGGUAUGUUGAUGGAGGGAUUUCUGACAACCUGCCCCGCUAUGAGCUGAAGAACACAAUCACAGUGUCCCCCUUCUCAGGGGAGAGUGACAUCUGUCCCCGGGACAGUUCCACCAACAUGCACGAGCUGAGAGUCACCAACACCAGCAUCCAGUUCAACCUCCGGAACCUGUACCGGCUCUCCAAGGCCCUGUUCCCCCCAGAGCCACAGGUGCUGCGGGACAUGUGCAAGCAGGGAUACCGGGAUGCUCUGCACUUCCUGAAGAGGAACGGUGAGGCUCCGGGUGUCCGGGGGGGCCCUGACCCGACUCCUCU
Messenger RNA from Merops nubicus (carmine bee-eater), 660 nucleotides. RefSeq names its product patatin-like phospholipase domain-containing protein 2. Gene Ontology annotation, cellular component: lipid droplet; cytoplasm; membrane. Gene Ontology annotation, biological process: lipid homeostasis; triglyceride catabolic process. Gene Ontology annotation, molecular function: triacylglycerol lipase activity. The transcript is spliced from 4 exons. NCBI's taxonomy places the organism in Eukaryota, Metazoa, Chordata, Aves, Coraciiformes, Meropidae. The record is from RefSeq and is a predicted model, not a curated record. The annotation marks the transcript as partial.